UCAAACAGCUUCUUCUUCCUCUUUUUCUUCUUUUCCUUCUUUUUCUUCUUCUCCUUAAUGCCAUUCCAUCCCAAUCUAGAGCAUUGACAUCGAAAAAAAAAAAAAAAUUCCUAUGUUCAAUACUAGAACCAUAUUGAAACCUAGAGAUGGGUCUACACUGCACUCACACACGAGGCUUAGAUUGCAUAGCAUUUUGCAUCUUCUUCAUUUGCAUCUUAGAAGAACCUGUUGCAUCGGCGGCGGAUAAAGUCUCAUAUGAAGUGUGCACACCCCACCAUUGUGGCGGCAACCAUCGUGUGAGCAUAAGCUAUCCCUUUUAUAUUCCCGGAGGAGGAAGAGAAUUGUGCGGUUACCCAGGAUUUGAGGUCUCUUGUGAAGGAACAAAAACUAUGUAUGGUCACUACUCAGUUAAAAGCAUUUCCUACGAGGAGAAUUCCGUCGAUUUAGCAAUCCAAGGGGAUACUUCUUGCUUUGCUCCUUAUCCCUUCACUUACCCUCCCAUAAACAUCUUCCUAAACAAGAGUUCGUUUCUUCAUCCUAAUCUCUGGUUCUUCAUUAAUUGCACAAGCUCUUCGUCUUUCUCCUUCCCUACAUCUCCCGUGAAGUGUCCUUCUAACGCCACAUACAACACUUCUGUUGCGUUACUUCCAAAUGGCACCUUCCCUCGACAAAAUGGAUCCUGUGGGUUAAUCUCAGGGGUACCAGUACAGCUGGAGGGAGGGCUCUUGAAUCGAACUAUCAAAAAUGUCACCUACAAAGAGUUGUUGAAGAAGGGGUUCCGGUUAAAAUGGGAUUUAUUAACGAUGAAGAGUUGUGCUGGUUGUGAAAAAAGUGGAGGCCGAUGUGGACGAUCACAAUACACAGACUUUCUAUGCUAUUGCCCACAUGGAACCGAUCAUCCCAAGGACUGCAAAAAGGGCGGCGGAAAAAGGCCGUGGUGGAAGAUAGGACUAGGUGCAUCAGUUAUUGGAAUCGGAAGCUUGGCCAUCAUCCUUUUGUCCUGUAUGAUCCACUUGAAAAAGAAGAAUGCUUCUUUGAAGUUCCGUUUGAGGAACAGCACCUCAUAUCCUCAGUCCAAUUCAGACAUGGAAGAGAGCAGUGUCCACUUUGAAGUCUCCAUUUUCAACAGUACCGAACUUGAAGAAGCCACAAAUAACUUCGCUGCUUCCAAUGAACUAGGAGACGGAGGUUUUGGAACUGUUUACUACGGAAAAAUUCGAGAUGGGCGGGAAGUAGCAGUGAAGCGCCUACACGAGCGUAACUAUCGGAGGGUAAAGCAGUUCAUGAAUGAGGUAGAGAUCCUAACCCGUUUGCAACACAAAAACCUCGUGUCUCUGUACGGUUGCACUUCUCGCCACAGCCGUGAGCUUCUACUUGUCUAUGAGUACAUCUCGAAUGGCACUGUUGCGGAUCAUAUCCAUGGCCAGCGAGCAAACUCUUCUACUACGUUGCCUUGGCAAAUCCGUAUGGGCAUUGCCAUAGAGACUGCUACUGCAUUGGCUUACCUCCACGCUUCUGACAUUGUCCACCGUGACGUGAAAACAAAUAACAUCCUUCUCGACAAGAAUUUUGGGGUUAAAGUCGGGGAUUUUGGGCUUUCGAGGCUAUUCCGCAAUGAUGUCUCUCAUAUCUCGACAGCUCCUCAAGGGACUCCAGGUUAUGUGGACCCCGAGUACCAUCGGUGCUACCAGCUCACAGAGAAGAGUGACAUCUAUAGCUUUGGAGUUGUUCUGAUCGAGCUUGUGUCAUCUAAGCCAGCUGUGGACUUAAGCAGAGAAAGGGACGAGAUUAAUUUGGCCGACUUCGCUAUUAACAAGAUUCAAAAUUGUGCGUUUGGCGAAUUGAUCGACCCAAAUCUAGGAUUUGAGUCAGAUAGCGAAAUCAAUAGGAUGACAACUUCGGUGGCCGAGUUAGCUUUCCUGUGCUUGCAACAGGACAAGGAAAUGAGACCUCCAAUGGAUGAGGUUUUGGAGGAACUGAAGGCGAUUGCAUGCAAUGAGAAUGCCGCAGACAUAUUUGCUUAUGUGGAUGAGGGUGAAGGUGUCCUUGCUCCAUCUCCUUCGCAUUACGACGAUUCCCAGCUACUGAAGAAUAUGCAGUUGACCCAUUCUCCAGUUUCUGUGACUCAAAAAUGGGGUAGCAGCGGCAGUUCUGCUCCUGUUGUUGAUGGUUAGAUCAUCCCUGUAGCCUCUUGUCACAUGCUUUGCACACACGUCAAUGCAACUGCAAGUGAGCAGUCAUAUAUGUUGAGAUAUUACUGACUUGAGUGCUGAAGAUAUGGACAUGGUAACAAGGCGUUAAUGUCAAUCUGGCUUGCGCAUUAUAUUGAACCAUAUAUAGGUUUUUUAGUUUAUCUGUUGUUUCGUUACCCCUUAAAAGUACCCAAGACGAUACAUGAAUAUAUUAGUUGGCUGAAAAAAAAAAAA
This is a messenger RNA of Eucalyptus grandis, 2426 nucleotides long. Its product is annotated as LEAF RUST 10 DISEASE-RESISTANCE LOCUS RECEPTOR-LIKE PROTEIN KINASE-like 1.2. The transcript has 4 exons. Lineage: Eukaryota; Viridiplantae; Streptophyta; Magnoliopsida; Myrtales; Myrtaceae. Gene Ontology annotation, molecular function: ATP binding; polysaccharide binding; protein kinase activity. Gene Ontology annotation, biological process: protein phosphorylation. Bases 147 to 2174 code for a protein of 675 amino acids. The record is from RefSeq and is a predicted model, not a curated record.